CUCUGCUGCAAUGUGGGUGCUCAAGAAGGGUCUGAUGAGGUGUGAAUGACUCGGAGUGACUGACUGGCUCUUACUCCCUGCAUUGCAUACUUCACUUGCAGUCACCACAUCUACAGUACAUCUACAUCUACUUUCCACUGACUCUUCUUCUCCCUCCUUCCCUGUCCACCACACUUCUUUUCCUACAACCACCUUCACCACCUUCACCACCAUCAUCACCAUCCUGUCUACGGGACAGGGAGGCAGACUCGCAAGAGAUACAACUCCUUGCGACUUACUCUUGUAUCUCUACAGCUCUACUGGUAGAUGGCUGAUCUGCCUUCGCCUUCCCCGCAGUCUUUCUGUUCCUCAGCAUCACCACCGAUGUUGACCCCCACCGAGCGCUACCAGCAGAUGGACCACCAUCCUUGGGUGAACGAUUUCCACACGGACACCAAGAGUUCCAGCAUUGCAAUCAGCGAGUUCGAUCCCGAGGCCGAUCCUCCGCGAUCCCAGGGAUUUCGUCGCAAAGACCAGCAUCCACCGUCUUUGUGGAUGCGGGGACUGGGUCUUAUCGCCGGCUUGAUUGUUGCACCUCGCGAUAAACGGGCCGAGGCAGCUCGUCCUCUGCUUGGCUCUUCUUCUUUCUCUUCCUCCUCCGCCUCUUCUUCCUCUGUCACUCUUUAUCACAAUUCAUCCGUGCGACAGUUCCCCAAGCCCAGACUGCUGCUUCGCUGUCUGCUCUACCCGAUCGCCGGGUUUUUGAUCAUGCUAGGCAUUGUGCAAUUCAUCUCCAUCGCCUGCGGCAUAAUUAUCGCUUUCUUCCCCAGCGAACUCGACCGUGCAACCGAGCGGUGGCAAUCGCACAGCACAACCCAAGCUAUCGACCUCUCCCACUGGCCCACCGAUGCCUCCCGUGACAUCAUCCCCGUGGCCUGCCACUCGCACAACGACUACUGGCGUCCCGUGCCGUUAUUCUCCGCCGUCCAGGCCGGCUGCAUCGGCGUGGAGGCCGAUGUCUGGCUGUUCGACGAGGAGCUCUACGUGGGCCACACCACCUCCGCGCUGACUCCCAAACGCACCCUGCGCAGUCUGUACAUCGACCCGCUGCUCCGGGUCCUCGAGCAGCAGAACCCGCUCACCGAGUUCCACCCCCAACUCCAACGGCCCCUUCAGGGCGUCUUCGACACCGACCCCGCCCAGACCCUGGUGCUGCUGAUCGACAUCAAGACCGACGGCCAGGACACCUGGGACCAAGUCGCCGCCCAGCUGACUCCGCUGCGGGAGCGCGGCUACCUCACCUACUUCAACGGCACCGCCCUCAUCCCCGGCCCGAUCACCGUCGUCGGCACGGGCAACACCCCCUUCAGCCUCGUCACCGCCAACACCACCUACCGGGACAUCUUCUUCGAUGCGCCGCUCAACCUGCUCCCCGAAGGCGGAGCCGCGGAGGGAGCCCCGGACGCCGCCCAAGUCUCGUCGCCAAGUGAACCAGCGCACGACCAGCGCCCGCAAGCCCUGAACACCGCCCGCGGUGAUGACGCAACCGCCCCUCCUCCGGCGGAAAAUGUCGGUCAGGGCCUCUCGGGCGUCACGCCGCAGUCCGAAUCCUUCGACUGGACCAACAGCUACUACGCCUCGGUCUCCUUCAAGAAAUCCAUCGGCGCCCCGCGCGCCUUCCGGCUCUCGGACCAGCAGGUCGACCGCAUCCGCGCGCAGAUCCGCGCCGCUCACCGCCGCGGCCUCCGGGUCCGGUACUGGGGCCUGCCCAGCUGGCCGCGCAGCCUCCGCAACCACCUCUGGGCCGUCCUGGUGCAGGAGGGCGUCGAUAUCCUGAACGUCGAUGAUCUGCAGAGCGCGACCCGCCAGGAUUGGCGGCCGAAGUUGUCCGAUUUGUGGAGUUAGAUAGUUUUUUGGUCUUUCCGUUCAUUCUUUGAAGAUGCAAGGGAAGGGGAAGGAAGAGUCUGAGCUAUGUGAAGAUGGAAUUCGAGAAAAAGGCGUUUUUGUUGUUUUUUUGUUCGUUUUCUCGCGGCUUGGCGUGGCUUUCCUUAUGAUGAAAUUUCUCUUAUGGUGAUACCCUUUUUUCUUUUUGGCGAUGGGCCCAUGGAUUGUUCGAUUUGGAUUUUGCUUUCGUUGCGCUUGGUUUCAUGAUUACGAGAUGCUACGCUGAUCCUGAUGUGGAUUGCUUCCUUUAAUGAAAGGAAGGGAUCAGUCCGCUAUCGAUUUCCUCGGAUUUCUCUGUGACGCGGUUGUUCGUGGGUGGGAAGAGGAAAAUGUUGGGUGUUCGUUCUAGACUAGGUUGCGUUCGUGCUUCUUCUUUUUUUUUUACCUUCUAGAGACAGAAAGACGGAGACAAGAGAGAACAGAAUCUUAGAUAGAGGUAUCAGUUUUCAGCUCUCGG
Aspergillus japonicus CBS 114.51 is the source of this 2380-nucleotide messenger RNA. RefSeq lists its product as uncharacterized. The transcript has 2 exons. Gene Ontology annotation, molecular function: phosphoric diester hydrolase activity. Gene Ontology annotation, biological process: lipid metabolic process. The record is from RefSeq and is a predicted model, not a curated record. Bases 364 to 1884 code for a protein of 506 amino acids. Lineage: Eukaryota; Fungi; Ascomycota; Eurotiomycetes; Eurotiales; Aspergillaceae.